AUGGUUGGCCUCAAACUUCGUCACUGGUGGAAAAAUCUAACACCUAAUGAAAAGGAUAUUUUUUUUGAAGCUGUGAAGAGAAACAUCGUCUCUGUUUUAAUUAGUUUUGUUUUGUUGCAUUCUGGAUUUCUGAUGCUUUAUGCUUACUACCUUGAAUUUGAUCCAGUAACAAAUAGGAGAAAGCUUGUAGUAUUUUCAGAUGACCAAAUAAGUGAGAUAGCAGCUUCAGAGCAAAGGAGAAUUAUUAAGAGACAUGAAGUAAAUAUCUUACCCACAACCCAUCAACUCCAUCAAAUCAUUGGAAAGAUAGUCACAAAAAUUGUGGAUUCAAAUGAUGAAAUUCCUAAUAUUAGAAAUAAAAUGUGGUCUAUUUAUGUUGUUGAUAGCCCAGAGAUAAGAAAUGCCUUUGUCUUACCAAAUGGUGCAAUAUUCUUCUUCACAGGCUUGCUUACUGUAGCAAGCAAUGAUGAUCAAACUAGUAUUAUAUUGUCACAUGAAAUGGCUCAUACUGUAUUGUCACACAUGGCAGAACAAAUUAGUAAUGUUCAUUUUCAUAAUUUAUUGUUUAAUCUUGCUAUUAUUGUAAUCUGGGCAACCAUGCCAAUCCUCUAUGCAUUUCCAUGUCAAUGGUUUGCAGAAUAUCUUGCAAAAAUGUUUGUGGAACUCCCAUUCAGUCGCAAUCUUGAGCUAGAAGCUGAUAAAGUUGGUCUCAUCUUAGCUGCAAAAGCUUGUUUUGAUGUCAGAGAGGCAAGUUUGCUGUGGUCCAAAUUAAAAUUGUUGGCUUCCCUUGAAGGAGGUUUAAGUACUGAGCCUGCUGAAAUAUUCUCUACUCAUCCUAGUUAUGAGACAAGGAAGAGGCAUCUUGAUAGUCAGAUACCAGCAGCUCUUAAAUUAAGAGAAAAAUGUGAUUGUCCUUGUUUGCCAGGAAAUGAUCCAAGGGAAUUCAUUAAUAUAAUGCUCCAUGAUCUUGAGGAACUUCAGAGAAACCAUAAAUCAAUUUAUAUUAUAUCAAAGAUACUAGGUAAUCAAUCAAAAUAA
Schistocerca serialis cubense is the source of this 1038-nucleotide messenger RNA. RefSeq names its product metalloendopeptidase OMA1, mitochondrial-like. Gene Ontology annotation, cellular component: mitochondrial inner membrane. The coding region runs from base 1 to 1038 and encodes 345 amino acids. Gene Ontology annotation, molecular function: metalloendopeptidase activity. The transcript has a single exon. The record is from RefSeq and is a predicted model, not a curated record. Lineage: Eukaryota; Metazoa; Arthropoda; Insecta; Orthoptera; Acrididae. Gene Ontology annotation, biological process: mitochondrial protein processing; protein quality control for misfolded or incompletely synthesized proteins.